This is a messenger RNA of Macaca mulatta (Rhesus monkey), 2696 nucleotides long. The record is from RefSeq and is a predicted model, not a curated record. Lineage: Eukaryota; Metazoa; Chordata; Mammalia; Primates; Cercopithecidae.
AGUCUCUCCUCACUCCUGGAGGGGACAGCGUAGGACCGCACCCUCGAAAGCCAGGCCAGACAGGCAGCAGCCACAGCCAGAACCGCUCCACCCCGUGGGGCUCUCCUUAGGGAAGUGCCUUCUAAGCUUCCAAUGAAUUCCGGCUGCGGAGUGUGGCUGCCCCAGUCUCCCCAGUCUCCUGCUGUAGCCGAAUUCCAGCCUGGCCCGCAGCUAGCCCUGUCUGCAGCUCCAAGGGUGGUAGGAGCAGGGGGUGCUGGGUUCGCCCCGCCUCAGGAGGAAGGGGGGGAUGCCUCCCUGCCAGUGGGAGGGGUUGCAGCCUGCGCUUCCCCUCCCCACCCACCAGCCCUGGGUUAAAUGCGGCCGCCGCCUCUGCGUGCUCCAGCUGCCUGGCAGUCCCCACCUAGGGCACGCUGCCACAUCGUUACCUGGUCCAAGUGCCCGGGAGGCUCCGCCUGUCGGCUUCGCUCUGCAGUUGCAUCUCUGAUCUGUCCGGCAGGCUCAGGCUCUAACAGCUCCAUUCUCUGUCCCCAAGCGCCAUGAGAGGCCUUCUUUGCUGGCUCGUGUUGCUGUUCCUUCUUCAGCCCUGGGAAAGCCAGCUCCAGUUGGCAGGUCCCAGGUGUCACACUGGGCCCCUGGAUCUGGUGUUCGUGAUUGACAGCUCCCGCAGCGUGCGCCCUUUCGAAUUCGAGACCAUGCGGCAGUUCCUCGUGGGCCUCCUCCGAGGCCUGAACGUGGGUCCCAACGCCACGCGCGUUGGCGUGAUCCAGUAUUCGAGUCAAGUGCAGAGCGUCUUCCCUCUCCGUGCGUUCUCGCGCCGCGAGGAUAUGGAACGCGCCAUCCGUGACCUGGUGCCGCUGGCGCAAGGCACCAUGACGGGACUGGCAAUCCAGUACGCCAUGAACGUGGCCUUCAGCGUGGCCGAGGGCGCGCGCCCGCCAGAGGAACGUGUGCCGCGCGUCGCUGUCAUCGUGACAGACGGGCGGCCCCAGGACCGCGUGGCCGAGGUGGCGGCACAGGCCCGCGCCCGCGGCAUUGAAAUUUACGCGGUGGGGGUGCAGCGCGCGGACGUGGGCUCCCUGCGCGCCAUGGCAUCGCCCCCGCUAGACGAGCACGUCUUCCUCGUAGAGUCCUUCGACCUCAUCCAGGAGUUCGGCCUGCAGUUCCAGAGCCGGCUGUGUGGGAAGGACCAGUGUGCUGAGCCGGGACAUGGUUGCCAGCACCAAUGUGUCAAUGCCCUGGGCACGUUCCACUGCACCUGCAACCUGGGCUACAAGCUAGCAGCAGAUAACAAGAGCUGUUUGGCCAUUGACCUGUGUGCUGAAGGAACCCAUGGAUGUGAGCACCACUGCGUCAAUUCCCCGGGCUCCUAUUUCUGUCGCUGCCAAAUUGGCUUUGUACUCCAGCAGGACCAGAGGAGCUGCAGGGCCAUUGACUACUGCAGCUUUGGCAACCAUAGCUGUCAGCAUGAGUGUGUUAGCACCCCUGGUGGGCCACGGUGCCACUGCAGAGAGGGCCAUGACUUGCAGCCGGAUGGGAGGAGCUGUCAGGUCCGGGACCUUUGCAAUGGCGUGGACCAUGGCUGUGAGUUCCAGUGUGUGAGCGAGGGCCUCUCCUACCGCUGCCUGUGCCCCGAGGGGCGGCAACUUCAGGCAGAUGGCAAGAGCUGCGACCGGUGCCGGGAAGGCCACGUGGACCUUGUUCUGCUGGUUGACGGCUCCAAGAGCGUGCGUCCACAAAACUUCGAGCUGGUGAAGCGCUUCGUGAACCAGAUUGUGGACUUCCUAGACGUGUCCCCCGAGGGCACGCGCGUGGGACUGGUGCAGUUCUCGAGCCGCGUGCGCACCGAGUUCCCUCUGGGUCGCUACGGCACCGCAGCCGAGGUGAAGCAGGCGGUCCUGGCUGUGGAGUACAUGGAACGCGGCACCAUGACAGGGCUGGCGUUGCGGCACAUGGUGGAGCACAGCUUCUCAGAGGCACAGGGUGCGCGGCCCCGUGCCCUCAACGUGCCUCGCGUUGGCCUGGUCUUCACAGAUGGCCGCUCCCAGGAUGACAUCUCGGUGUGGGCAGCGCGUGCCAAGGAGGAAGGCAUCGCCAUGUAUGCCGUGGGCGUGGGCAAGGCGGUGGAGGCGGAGCUGCGUGAGAUCGCCUCGGAGCCAGCUGAACUGCACGUGUCCUACGCCCCGGACUUCGGCACCAUGACGCACCUGCUGCGGAACCUCAGAAGCAGCAUCUGCCCAGAGGAGGGCAUCAGCGCAGGGACAGAGCUUCGGAGCCCAUGCGAAUGCGAAAGCCUCGUGGAGUUCCAGGGCCGCACUCUGGGGGCGCUCGAGAGCCUGACGCUGAACCUGGCCCAGCUGACGGCGCGCCUGGAGCAUCUGGAGAACCAACUGGCCAACCAGAAGUGAGGGCCAAGGGCGGCCCAGACCCGGGCUGGGGCGCGGCACCAUGGACAGUGCGCCGGGGCCAGGCAGAACCUGGGCCCGUCGGGCUUGGGCUGUCGGGGCGGAGGCGCUGGCGGGCUUCCGACACUGAGCUGAGCUGGCUUCGCCCGGACCAUUAGGCGGACUCCUGGGUCAGGGGGAUAGCGGGUGGUGGCGGAAGGGGCACGUGCUAGACCGGCAUGCCCUCGCCGCGUGCUGCGCUCAGUUCUUUGUUGGAUUUGUUUUCUUAAAAAAAAAAAAAAGAAAGAAAAAAAA